Messenger RNA from Ambispora gerdemannii, 495 nucleotides. The record is from the annotation of a GenBank genome assembly. Lineage: Eukaryota; Fungi; Glomeromycota; Glomeromycetes; Archaeosporales; Ambisporaceae.
AUGCCCCUAUUUGAAGAAACCAACCAACCCAAUAAUCAAAAUCAGUCAACUCAGUCGUCGGCUAAUAAUCAAAAUCAACAGUCUACUGAAGCUAAGCAACGAACUAAUCAGUCGGAAACUAAAUCCAGUCUCCUGACCAUUAUCGGUCAAUUACUCCCGUUAGCCCCCUUGGCUUUUGAACAGUUUACCGGACAAAAAGUACCCGCUAUGACUGGCACCAUGGCCGAAAUGCAAAGUGCUUUAAUUCAGAUUCAAACCAACCUGCAAGCCAUUGUUCAGAAUCAACAAACUCUCACAAGAAAACCCUUUACUAAAGAUAAUCGCAAUCCACUCCUAACUGCUCGCCGGGAAGAAAUCCUCUACCGGGAAGAUAUCAAAACCUCGUUUGGCUAUGCCAUUGCUGGUCUGACUAUCUCACUGGCAAUAGCGGGUGGCGUCUAUGUCAUUGCACUUGAAAAUCUUACGUCGACUGAUGACCAACUUAUUUGGUCUUAG